AUGGCCAACCACACGAGAGCAGACAAAGUUGUAAAGGCAGAGUAUAUGAUUACUAUGGAUUGUAAUGCCUGUGCAAGAAGAGUUGCCAAAGCCAUUUCCAAACUCAAAGGUGUGGAGAAGUUCAUGACUGGCAUGACGGAUGACAGGGUGGUGGUGAUAGGAAGGAUCAAUCCAGAGAAAGUAUUGAAGAAACUGAAGAAGAAAAUGGGGAAGAAAGUAGAGCUUGUGGUGAAUGAGGAUCAAGAUGAUGAAGAUGGGGACGAAAAGGAGAAUAAUUGCAGCGGGGAAGAAGGUAUGGGUUCUUGGCUGGAUCACUAUUAUGGUGACGGUGAAAUCCACAUGAUGUUCAGUGAUGAAAAUGCAAAUUCUUGUACAAUGAUGUAA
Salvia hispanica is the source of this 384-nucleotide messenger RNA. Lineage: Eukaryota; Viridiplantae; Streptophyta; Magnoliopsida; Lamiales; Lamiaceae. The record is from RefSeq and is a predicted model, not a curated record.